AAAAUCUUACAUCAUCACUAACUGAUAAGAUAUUUGUUUGUCAAGAGAAAGAAACCGUUGUUCUGUUCUCAUAGAAACAUUAAUGACUUAAGGCUUUUCUUGAUUAUAAAGUAGGAUAAUGUUUCUUCAAAUUCUUGUUUGUCUGAUAUUUGCACAAGGUGCGCUUUCCCAAACGUCUUCGACAUUCUAUGGAUGUGACUUCAUUGAAUCGUUUGGAUCAUGUGACCGUUUUAUCAGUAACUCUUACUGUGGAACAAAUAUUGUAACUUACAAGAACAAAUGUGAGUUCAGUAAAGCCCAUUGCAAAGAUCCUUCCAUAAAUGUGCUUCAUGAAGGGGACUGCACUAACAUGGACAUUUCUACUGUAGCACCAGUAGCCGGAAAUGUCGUCAUCAUCGACUUUUUCUGUACUACUCUUAGUAAGCAAAACUGCCCGACAGAAUUAAAUAAAGUUUGUGGUACAGACGGAAGGACGUAUGACAACUACUGUGAGUAUGAGAAGGCAAAAUGUACGCACAGAAAUCUAGAAGUUGCUGGAUAUGGCGAUUGCACUGUGUAAAUUUUAUGAGAAUAUCAUGUUUUGUUUUGAGACAAUAAACACGUUUAAAAGU
This is a messenger RNA of Ruditapes philippinarum (Manila clam), 611 nucleotides long. RefSeq names its product follistatin-like. Gene Ontology annotation, molecular function: protein binding. The record is from RefSeq and is a predicted model, not a curated record. The transcript has 4 exons. Lineage: Eukaryota; Metazoa; Mollusca; Bivalvia; Venerida; Veneridae. Gene Ontology annotation, biological process: cell differentiation; multicellular organism development. Bases 119 to 559 code for a protein of 146 amino acids.